Messenger RNA from Anguilla anguilla (European eel), 3852 nucleotides. RefSeq names its product phospholipid phosphatase 5 (gene plpp5). Gene Ontology annotation, molecular function: phosphatidate phosphatase activity. The record is from RefSeq and is a predicted model, not a curated record. Lineage: Eukaryota; Metazoa; Chordata; Actinopteri; Anguilliformes; Anguillidae. The transcript is spliced from 8 exons. The coding region runs from base 216 to 1016 and encodes 266 amino acids. Gene Ontology annotation, biological process: phospholipid metabolic process.
UUCUCUCUCGCACAUCCUGAUCGCUGCAGGUCUCGGGAAGAUCAGGUUGACGUGUAACUAAAGUGUUGAUCAAGUACUACGUUUGAAACAUUUGUAGUGCGCGCAGGACUGCGGACGCGGAGGACGCUGCCUGAAGUGAAAGACGUUUAUGUGCUGCCCAGGACUCAAAUGGAUCUUAAUCAAAUAAAUAUUUGAUGACCAAACCGGGGUAAAAGAUGAAGAAGAGUUUAGUAAAUGGCUUCAUCUUUGAGGCGUCAAUCCGACUGCUGCUUUUGAUCGUGUUCCUUGUAACAGAAGAGCUCGCUCCAUUUAACCGCGAGAUUCAACCGGAGGAGAUGUGGUUGUACAAGUAUCACCACGUACAGAACGACCAUGUUCCCACUUUUCUCAUGUUUAGCAUCGCCUGUUUCACACCGCUGGUGGUCAUCAUGCUCUUUUCCUUCCUGAAGAAGGCAGAGAAGGGAGACGUGCGUGAGGCCUCUUUAGCGGUGACUCUGACCUUGGUUCUAAAUGGGGUCUUCACCAACACAGUCAAGCUGAUUGUCGGCAGACCUAGGCCGGAUUUCUUCUACCGCUGCUUCCCGGAUGGACAGAUGAACCUGGAGAUGCGCUGCAGUGGUGAUCCUGAUGUGGUGAUGGAGGGAAGAAAGAGUUUCCCCAGCGGCCAUUCAUCCUUUGCCUUUGCUGGGCUGGGCUUCACGGCGUUCUACCUGGGAGGCAAGCUCCACUGCUUCAGCCAAGCCGGACAGGGGAAGGCCUGGAGACUGUGUGCCUUCCUUGCUCCCCUCCUCUUCGCCAUCAUGAUUGCGCUGUCCAGGACCUGCGACUACAAACACCACUGGCAAGAUGUGCUGGUGGGAUCUCUGCUGGGCCUGGUCUUCUCCUACCUGUGCUACCGGCAGCACUACCCGGCGCUAAGCGACCCAGACAGCCACAGACCCCUGCGUGACAGAGAACCCAUUCCCGCCGCCCAGGAGCGCAAGCAGGCUAGCUCCGGCUACAUCCUGCCCUUAUAGGCACCCCGGUUCACUGUCGCAGGCCUACUUCUGGAAAGCCUUUCGGGACAGGGGUGCGGGUAGUGGUGGGGUGGGGGUAAAGGCAUACCUUCCGUCCCCACCAGGUAAUGGGUCCCUGCUCUUUGACGCAGCGUUUUCUUUAUAUCUUCUUGCUGUGAGCUGGCAGCCAUGGUAAGUGUGCGCAGACCACAUUAGAACAUCCUUUUCUUGCGUGUUCAAGAUUCGGAUGGUUCCAGGGCGCGUAGCAGGGACUUCUGUUUGACUUUUACCUUUGAACGCAUCAGUCUAUCAGAAUGCCUCUGUGACCCCCCCUUUGAUAAUGUUCUGUGCUCCCAUAGUUAACUAAUGUAUACAUCAUGGUUGUUCAAUAGCAUCUAAGAGUCACAGCUGGGAAUGGCCUUGAGUUUCUCCUGUGACCAGGAUAGAGUACACGAUCAUCAUUCUACACAAUAUUGUGAAUCGUACCAUUUAAUUUAUUGCUGGACCUCACAGCCUGCUUUUUGGCAGGGCUUUUUUGUAAUGUAUUGAACUAUGGAGCAUGGAUAAGCCACUGAAUUGCUUUUCAAAUGUAUUAUGGUCAGUUUACAGAAGAGCUCUGAAUAUCGUGUUAUUGACAGGUUAUUCUAGCAAAGAAGCAUUGAUGUGGUGCCUUUGUGCAAUAGUUUUUUUUUUUUUUUACAUUCCACAUUACAUGCAGGUAGGUAGAAAUGGUAUGAGACCUUGAAUAUACUGUACGUGUGCUGUACUAUUGAAAUAGAAUAAUACAUGCUGUAUGCUAACAUGGAUAUUUCACAACAUUGGGUAGUACAAUGUACAGUAAGAAUACCUCACUAUCAUGUAUGUUUAGUUUUUUCUCUGGCUUGGUCAAAAACAUUUUUAAUUAAAUAUUGUAAUUAUUGACAUUUUAUACAAUUUAAGUCGAAUGUUUUUUAUGUGGUGGUUGUGGGUGUACAGGGUACACUUUGAUAGCAAAUUAAGAAAAUAAACACAUCAAGUCAAUAUCAAUCAUUAUAUGGGGACACAAAGAUAAGUGGACCAGUAUUUGGUGCAUUGUUUCAGGACAUCUGUUAGAUAAUCAUGGCUUAUUAUGACUUGAGGUCUCUGUUGCUCCGUGUAUUCUCAGUUUUGAAAAAUGAAAGUUUCUCUUAUGAGCCAGAUUUCUUGAAGUUUAUAUUGUCUAAAUGAAAUCACUAUGUUUGGUGGGUGUUGCUUGGUUUGGUUGAGAUUUGAAACAACAGUUGAGUAUUUGGGACUAAUUGACUUUGAACAGCCCAUUUCUUGAAGACCACUUGUGCAUAAUUAUGAUCUAUAUUGAUGUAGAAUUUAUUUUAAAAUGAUAGUACAGGAAAUGCUCUCUAGCUUUCAGGGAUAAAGAAUUUAAACUGCAGUUCUCUAGUAUUUCAGUAUGCAAAAACAUGCAAACAUGAAAUGGCGUACUUUUUAAAAACAAAUUUGGCACUCAACACAAGUCUGUGUGCAUAUUCUGUUUCCAUCCCAAUUCAGAAUGGCCAAUCAUCUGCAACUGCAGGGUGCAGACAUAGCGUGACUUCCAUCUCAGGUCUUCCUGUCUUCAUAUAAUGUUUCGGCCUCUGUUGUUUUCAGUAGUGAGGCCUCAAACAACUUUUAAAGUAUGUCUUUGUUCCAGCUGUGAUAAAAUGGCCAUUUUACAGAACAAUAAAUAAACUCAUUAGUGACGCAUUAAGAAUUUUGACUGAUUAAUCUCAGCCAGCUCAGACAUCACCCUCAGCACCAGCUGGUGAUGAGUUCCAUGUAUCAUCAGGGAAUUUGAACCAUAAUUGCAGAGCCUUGUGGCAAGACUUCAGUGGCCCUUCCUUCUGUGUGUUAUGCUGCAGGAUCCGAGAAGGAUUAUUUUUGGAACUGCAGAUUCUUUUUUUUUUUUUUUUUUGAUUGUCUCUUUAUUGUCACAACUAGGUAUAUUUUAAUCUGGUUAGACUGGACUAACUUACAUUUACCAACUGUCUAACUUGCAUACCAUUUCCUGGUUACACCUGUGAUGGUGAGCUGGCAAAAUUUGUGGUCUUUAUUAUGCAAUUUGGAUUAGAACUGUAUGUUCCCAAGUAACUGAGGUAGAAUGAAGAUUGUUGUAACGGCACUGUCUUGUUUGUCAUGUGGUGUACUGGAACUCAAAUCUUUGAUUUGCUUUUCUGUCAAAUGGGAACAAAUGCUGUGUAGUGGGGGACCAAAACGUCUUCUGACAAGUGCCAGUGUUUGAGGAUGGGUGCACUUGCUUUCACUCCAACUGUGAGAUUUGUGUGCUUUUUACUUCGGGUUUUCCCACAAAUUGACAUUAUAUUUACAUUGAACCGAAGCCUAUAAUUCCACUUGGGCUUGAGAUAAAUUUUUGAGGAAAGCUAGGAGUUGUUUGGUUGGAUAUAGAGAACAUGUUCCAGGUGGACUUUUAGGGUGAAUUUGCCUUGUUGGCCACUUACUCUUUGGAGUCAGAGGUUUCUUUCCGCCCCUUAACCAAGAAGCUGAUUUUAAAUGAUUUUGGUGUAGGUCAACACUUGAAAUGUAGAUGUCCGCAUUUGAUCUCGGUGAAACUAACAAUGUAAUGUUUUUUUUUUUCUUCCUCUGAAGGCAGCUGGAAAAUAUGUUUCUAGCUAUGGCAUACAUGAGGUGUUACAUAAUUGUUGGUUUAUUUAAUUUUGUUAAUUUGGUGCAUGCGGAACUCUGUAUUUAUUAUGAUUCAUUGUAUACCUCUUUGGACUGAAAUGGUUAAGAGCUUGUUUUUAAGAGUUGCAAUCUGUAUAUUCCAUGUUUGUUAAAGAACAUUCAGUUAAACUAGUGAUAUGAUAAAUAAAUUGUUUAUAAAAUA